AUGAACUUUGCAGCCUUCUCAGUCCUCUGCAAGCUCUUCCGCGGCAGCUACGACCGUGCGCUGUACACUGCUUACUCUUCAUUUUACGGAAUCUCUACGUGUCUUACUUUGGCUAAAUCCGAUUUACUGACAUCUGAGGGGCUCUUGCCUCUCUUCACCUUUGUCUACCUUCAAUACUUUUCCCUCUCUCUUCAUGCUGGAGACAACGAAGAGAUCCGCCGCCCACUUCAGGCUUCAUUUACUUCCUCGCUCAUCCUUCUUUUCUACAUGAAAAGCAGCGGAAUAAUCAGCCCUCUCAGUGAAGAAAACGCAAUUUACCUGAAUCCAUCUCUUCCAAAAACGAAUCCACCAGCUUUAGCUUCAUCCCAAAACGCUCAGCCCUCUGCCUGGGCCGCGCUAUUUUUCGACAAUCACUACGGAGCGAUGAUUUUACCAAUUGGGCUCUCGAUUUUGUCGAAGAAAAAUGCAAAUGCCGCUUUGAUCCUUACAGUUUAUGCAGUGAUCGCGCUCUAUCUCGCUGCGGUGAAAACUAGCAACCAAAUUCUUUUAGUCCCUGUUGUCUCCAUCACAUCUGGCCUCACCCUCUGCCACAUCAUUCAGUUAUCGUUGAAAACGCUCAAGAACACAGAAAAGACUGAUACUCAACAGGAAUCAAAGCGAAGGAUGCAAAAAAAGUACGAAGAGAUUAAUUUCCCGAUGAAGCGAUUUUUCGCCGGUGCCGCUGGCACACUUUGCGCCGCUCAUCUUAUUUACGCGGCGAGACACGGUGUUUGGGUUACGCAAAACAUUUACAGCGAUGCCACGAUUUUUGUAACAGCAGCUACUGGUGAUGGACGAGCGCUUAUCUUUGACGACUUUCGCGAGUCUUACUCUUGGCUCAAGCAUAACACACCUGAGGAGUCUAAAAUUGCCGCCUGGUGGGAUUAUGGGUAUCAAAUUAACCAACUCGCCGAGCGCGGCACCUUGGCAGAUAACUCGGCAUGGAACAAGACUUCUAUUGCAGAAAUUGGAAAGGCCUUCGCAAGUGGAGAAGAGCAGGGCUGGAGCAAGCUGAGGCAUUUGGGAGCCGAUUAUGUUUACGUGCAAUUCGGCGGCCAAGUGGGCUACUCAAAAGACGACAUCAACAAAUUCCUCUGGAUGUUGCGUUUGGCUGAUAGCGAACAUGUGACGGGCGAAUUCAACCAGAAACGCUACAAGAACGUGAAUAAUGAGUUUCGAGUGGACAUCGAGGGCGCGCAAACGUGGCUCAACUCACUUUUGUACAAACUCUCUUAUUACAGAUAUGGAGGGCAAAAUGUCCAGAAAGGAAAGCCAAGUGGAUGGGAUCGAGUCAGAAAAGCAGAAAUUGGAAACAAAGACUUUGAGCUGGAAUUUUUCGAAGAAGUCUACACCAGUUCCAGAUGGCUACUAGUGGAAGGGCAGGAAUUAAGGCGGCUCCGCAGGAUAGAAACACUUCACAAGAAGUGGGAUGAAAACGUUUUUUUACCCACGGCGAAGAGCAUCAACAAGCAAGUUGUGGGGAAGCUGGCGCAAUUCGCGCGCGCCAAAUCAGCCAGCUACGAGGCUUAUUUGGAUCAUGUCAAUUUACGGCAGCAGCAACACGAGAAAAACACAGUUUUCUUAAAUGUGCACACGCCGGAUUAUGACGCUCUUUCGUGUCAGCGCAAGGCUCUCUCCGCAAGAGUCAGGAAUACGAUGAACCCGACGCAAAUUUCAAGAAUACGCAAUUUGAUAUGGGUUAUUAAAAUUUUUCUUUUAUAA
This is a messenger RNA of Oikopleura dioica, 1761 nucleotides long. The record is from the annotation of a GenBank genome assembly. Lineage: Eukaryota; Metazoa; Chordata; Appendicularia; Copelata; Oikopleuridae.